Acaulospora colombiana is the source of this 2208-nucleotide messenger RNA. The record is from the annotation of a GenBank genome assembly. Lineage: Eukaryota; Fungi; Glomeromycota; Glomeromycetes; Diversisporales; Acaulosporaceae.
AUGGCGUUAGAAUUUGAAAAAAAAGCAUUCAAAUCGUCCAUGGAUGAUAAAAUCCCAUCCUUCUUUCCAUUGGACACAUCAGACAUCUCAAUUACCGAAAAUUCUUUAAAUCAAGUAAUCGCGUAUUUCGAAAAAUCCAAAUACAAUCGUGACCUAUGCUCCGAGGGAGCGGAGAUUGCGCGAAAAAGCAAACAAGUUUUCAACAAAAUUGAAGAACUGACUGAAAGAUACUUUAGCUACCAACAGCAGGAUGAGGCGCAUUCAGACCUCAUGUCGCCUGAAAAUUCCACGGGAAUUAAUAGGUCAAAAACCUUCGAGAAUAAAAAGGAAAAGAAUAAUGCACUUUCCGAUGUGAAAUCUCCGCUAAAAUCUCCGUUGUCCGCCGGUGCAUUCCAAGGGUUCCUCGAGGACAAUAAGGAACUUCUUAAGUUCACCGACAUUCUGUGGAAGAUCAGUAUAUUUUUUAAUGAUUAUGAAGCCCAAAACGUCGAGAGUUUCGAAUUACGGAAUGAAAUAAAAAAGUUAACCGAAGAAUUAAAUAAGGCCACCACCAAUUUGCAGAACGCUAUCGAAAAAUGGAGGUUAAAACGUUCCGGAUGGAACAGUAAUAUCAAAGCAAAGAUUUUUGCCCUCGCUAAAAUCAGGACCAUUAUGAAACAUUCGUCAUGCAACAAUGAACUCGAAGAAUUCGAAGUCAAGAAUUUCAAGAUAUCCGAGGAAAAAUUGAAGCCCGCACACUCGGGUGUCGUCUCUCCACAAAAACAUGCAUUUUCCGAACUUAAUGCCACAGAAGAGAAUCCCAUAUUCAGAGGAAGUAAAAAUCAUAUUCGGCAAUAUUGGUAUCUGGGAUUUAGAAGAGUGGCUGAGAAGGACCUGGGAAAAUUCGGCAUGCAAGAUAAGAUGUUGAUGAAAUUAAAAAAGGAAAUCGAUUUCAUGAAAAAGUUGAAAGAACAGGGCCCAAAUAUUCAUAUAUUGGAAUUUUUGGGGUAUUGCCAGCGUUCGAAUAAAAAUUUCUCGGUAAUCUGCGAAUGGGGAGAUUAUAACUUACAAACUUAUCUCGCCGAACACGUCGACUUGGUUUGGGACGAAAAACUAAACAUCGCAAGCGGAAUUGCCGAUGCAUUGAAGUAUUGUCAUGGGAAAAAUGUACUGCAUUACGACGUUAGAACCGAGAACGUGUUGUUGGAUCAACAUCUCCAGCCCAAAUUAUACAAUUUCCGAUUCGAGAAUUCUUCUGUUAUGCUGACCUCUCCGGACGCGGCUAUUGACGAUCCAAGAUAUAGUUCUCCGGAGAGGCUUAGGGGCGUAGUUUACAGCAAGGCUAGCGAGAUUUAUAGCUUUGCAAUGGUAAUGUGGGAAAUCCAACAUAACCAGAAACCCUACGCUGACCUGAACCCCGAUCAAAUAAAAACGAAGAUUCUUGCCGGAGAAUAUCCAGAACUCGAGCCUGUGACCGGUACUCCGGAAGAAUUUCAAAAUAUAAUGGAAAAGGCGUGGUCACUUUCACCCGACAAACGUCCAGGCAUGCAAUUAUUACACGAACUCCUUGAGAAACUUGACUUUGCAUUUUUAUCUAGCCAGCGGGUAAAGUUGAUUGGCAUCGAAGAGAACAACGAAGACCGCACAUCGAAAGAUUCAACGCAGCUUGAUACCAUCUCGAAUAAUUCGAUUUUAGAAAAUAAAGGCUUUGGCAAAAAUUAUAAUCCGUUGGUCGAGAAGUCACCAGAGAUCGAAAACGGAAUUCAUUAUCACGACGAAAGAAAAUAUAAGAAAGCAUGGAAGGUAUUCCGGGAGUAUGAAGAUUACUCGCAUGAUCCAGAAGCGAUGUAUUGGGUUGGCUAUUAUUAUCUGAAGGGACUUUAUGAUGGAAAAAAUGGGAAACCCGAUCCAGAAAAAGGUAUACCUUAUCUUAGCUCCGCGGCGAGGCUGGAUCAUGCUGAAUCACAAUUCCUGUACGCCAUCACGAUAUUGAAUACUCCUCAAGUGGCCAAGGAACACAAAAAGGAUCGAUACAAGCAUGCAGUUAAUUAUCUGAAAAGGGCGGCGCAACAUAAUCACCCCAGAGCAUUGAAAACCUUGGGAGGGAUUAUUAUGAAUGGGAAGUACAAUCAAGAGAGGGACGUGUCUUUGGGAAGGGCGAUGAUCAAGCAAUCAUCUGAUAUCUUAAAGAUGAUCCGAGAAAAAAGACAAAAAGAGCAGCAAAUAUGA